This is a messenger RNA of Amoebophrya sp. A120, 4768 nucleotides long. The record is from the annotation of a GenBank genome assembly. NCBI's taxonomy places the organism in Eukaryota, Dinophyceae, Syndiniales, Amoebophryaceae.
GCCCUGUAGUUUGUGGUACAAAGGAGAGGCGGCAAACCUCCGCAGUGAUGCGAGGAAAAUGGUUCUUCACCGCUCCGUGCGUUUGCACCAGCACCUCUUUCACACUUAAAUGCUGUUUCUUGCUCCUUGCGGCAUCCUGUGCCGCGGCAGUGGGGUCCGGUUUGCGCACCGCCAUACUGCAGAGCUAUUUUCCAGAACAACACAGGUCCGAGGAGCGGUUGUACAGCUUGGUGGAGCGCGAAAAUACAGCAGAUACCGCAACCGCUGACACGACUUCCGGUGCUGCGCACGCUAGCUUCGCAAAACCAGGCGCAGCUCGACUCGACGCUAUCCUGUGGACAGAUUCUAUCAUUUUUCCCCUCAGCUGCAACAGAGAUUUAACAAGCAUUCUCGAAAAGCUCGGGAAUAUACGUGGUCCUGCGAGAUGUGUAUCAGCGUAAGCAUGUGCUUCUUCUGCAGCAAAUCUUGCAGUGUAGCAACCUUUGCAUCUGUGCGGCGGGAGAGGAUAGUUCUUCCACAGCAUACAAUAAUCUCUCUGUUUCGUCGACAAUUACCGAAGAGCGCAGCAAGCAAACAGGACCAAGGAUCAAGAAACGGAGCCAGCAACAUCCUUCUUCACCUCCGCAUCCACAAAACGCCGACGGCAUUUUCAAACAAUUGCGCGAAACCUUGGUGUCAGCUACUUCUUCCGCCCCCUCUUCGACAGCCCCGUGCUGUAUGAGAAAUUGCAGCGCGGCAACGACUGGGCAAGCGCCUUGCUCUUCCAGCGGUUCUCAGGAUACUACGACCAGCUCCUGUAUGUGCACGAGUCAGCGCAUCUCGAAAAAGAUGUCGUGGAAGCGCUUCUGCGGCACUACCACCAAAGGAGAGAAGAGCCAGCGAGCUCAGCAUCCGCGACCAAGGAAACAGUGGUGCAAGACACAGCGACGGCGGGAAGAAUACUGCUAAUCACAGCACCUACAGCUCCGGGUCGUCGUGCUACAGGAGAUACAGCGGUCGCUACGCACCAAACAAUCGCGAUUCUGUCUACUGCGAGUGACAUCGCGGAGGACGGCCGGACACUCCGCGGACGCGACGCUCUGAUGGAGUUUUGGACGAACGUUUUUCUGGACCGCCACUGCCUAGACCUGACGGUUGCGAGCUGCGCGCAUAGGCAAGGAGGGGGGGUUGAGUCGAGUAGUUGUCGCUUGUACAAGCUUGUCUCGAAUUUCGUACCAUCCCGAAUAAAGUGGAACGUAGCUUGAAGAUGAUGAAAUGUGCAUGACAAAUCGCAAUGUUUGACUUAACAAGCCCCUCCUUAUUGCAUAGUACGAAGGAGUGCCGCCCAGGGUUCCGAGUAUUGGACGCUGACGGAAGCGUCUGGCUUUGUCGAGGUGCACGAACUGGCAUUGCCAGACCCGCAAGACGCUCCGGUCACAGCACUGGACCUGGACCAGAUUCAGUUCGUCGGAACAGUCGGCAGCGCAAACAAAUCCCCGCUUUUCACUGGCGGUCCUCCUCGCGGUCCAAUCGCAACUGCUACUUCAACAGCGGACGGUGUGCACGAUUCGCCGAGCGGUGACACGCCUGACUCAGGCGUGCCCGCGGCACGAAAACUGAAGAUCGCGGUCGUGCAGACGUACUUCCCGCGCUCUCAUACGAAACGUGCCGAAUUGUAUUCCUGGACCGAAAGAGAACUUCUUGCCGAGCCACUGUACGAAGAGCAUCUCGCGCAAGAAGGAUCUCAAGGAAGCAGCCGAACCCGUUCCUUGUUCAAGGAUUCUCGAGUACUGCAGACCGCGGAAAACCUGAAAAGCAGGUUUGAUAAAUCAGAGGGGGCAACAACUUCUUCACCCAGCGGCCACGAUCACUCACCCAGUGCUGCGACACAGCGCAGUCAGCUCUUCUUCCCUCUGUACGUGAAGGCCGUUGCCAAGAUCAACCAAGCGUACUGUGUAUGAAAUGAACCGUGCCUCGAUAGUAAAUCCUUCGGAGCUGCACAGCAGUGCAACAUCGCUAUGCUCGGUGGGCGGACAAGGUCGUCUAUGUGGCCACGGUUCAUUUUCAUGCGAAAAACGACACAACUACGCCUACAUCUUCCGCACAAAGUUCGAAGCGCGCGAGCCACUCUACGUCCAACGUGGCAAAUUCGCGACCGCUGGUCACUUUCUGGAUGGAGUGCAGAAAGAACGUCCGCAUCGAGCGUACUCCUGGGGGCGAAUUCUUCUCGUGUGGCGGUAUUUGCCGUUUUACGACUACGUGCUCAUCGCGGACCUGGACGCAGCAUUCGUUCGCCCGCAAACAGUAUCAAAGCACAACAGCGCAUUAGCAGGCACUCCCGGGGCUAUGGCACUUCCUCGGUGACGACGCUGAACAAGGCAUGACAUUUUGUAUUCACUCUUGUGUACAAUCUACGGGACACGAAAAUUUUAGCUGGCUGUGCGUUCUGUGCAUUCCUAUAAAUCCGUAUAGAAACUUUGCUGUACUUCUGGGACCCAAGUGUGCGCUGGCUCUUGCAGACACCGGAAAAGAACGUGGAUCGCCCGUCCAGACCAAGCGACCCGAGCCCCGCAAACCUGGUGUUCGAAAAUCAGCCACUGAAAUUCGUCGGCUUUUUCGGCACACAACUGCAGGCCGGCGUUUUCAUGAUGCGGGGCGGCACGCUGGUAGCAGACGGUAACGAAGAAUGGGGCUCGGAGUUUCUCAUGAGGAUGUACCUGCACCCAAUGUGCUUCGACGGUGGACUGUGUGAGCAGACUUGCGCGAAUGCGUGGCUGCUCGCAGACCUGGGCAACUGCUGCGGACAAGCGGGCGAACACAGGGGCAGCGGACACCAGCAAAUCCCUUCGUGCGGCGACCCAGCGCUCGACGGAAUCCAAACGGGCUUCAAAGCUGCUGACGAAAGUGGUGCUCCGGUCGAACGUCCAGAAACUUCUGUAAACGAACCUGUCCCGAGCGCAGCCACGAAUAGCAACACUCCGGAAGACGAAAAUGCCAGUUUCGCUUACAUCAGGAACGGGCCGCACAGCAUCCGCCACUUUGUUUUUGGACAACACUAUCAACCCGGCGCACGAGCCCACAGCCGAGCCGCGCGAGUUCUUCCUGUUGGUACGAUGCAGGCUAUCGAAAUGCGGACGAGACUGCGAAUUGUCAGCGAAACGAAUGGCGCGGUCCGGUUCUCGACCGGCUUUCCGAAGGAGCCCGGCGCCACGGAAGGCGAUACGCAGUAUACAUUCCGAGACGACAUUCUGGACAGGCCGUUGAUGUACCACACCGCUGUAUGAGAUUUGAAAAGCGCUGCGUACUUGACAUCGUCAGGCAUGCAGUCUCGCUGUAGUUCACCCUCGUUUAUUAUUUACUCAAACAAGAUCUUUUUGCCAGACAUAGUUCUUGACAAGAUGAAAAAGUCCUGCAGUCAAGUAGGAAGCAGGUGUAUUUUUUCCUUUCAUGCGACGGCAGGGGCGAAACCUUCAAAAACGUAGUCUUUACAACCCUCCUUGAUAUGACGGCAAAAGAUGAAGUUACAGGCAAAGCAGAGAUUCAUCGUGCUGCCCAACAACCGUUGUUGAAACCAGCAUCCCGGCCAGAGCCCGAGUUCCUCUGGGAAUGUCUCACUCCCGGCACGGCAAGCUCAGGAGAGCGAGCUGCUUCAACGCACACGUCGCUUUUUAACCGGGUAAUGGACGCUUUGGGAGCCUACUAUGGAUACCAGUACGACUUUCAACACCACUAUGGAGUCAGCCCCGAGAACACAAAAGGGACCAUCGAAGGCCGCAACUACAAGGAACUACGGGGAUUCUCGCCGAGCUUCGCCGAGACGAUGACGGAGAUAUUCCCCGAUGCGCCUUUUCGCCGGGGGAUACACACAACGCCCAAAGACCUUGCGAUCAUAGUUCCUACUUUCAGCACGAAGACAGUAGGAGGACCCGAACACGCAACAAACUCGCCUGAACUUCCCAGGAAGUCACCUGUCCACUCCGCCCUGAAUUUCGCCGCGUGUUACCAGGCCUACAGCUCCUACCAUCGUGUCGGCGUGUUUGCAGUCGGACAUCCCCUAGCUGCGGAAAGCAUCUUGACCGCAAGUCAUGCGCUUGGUGCGCUUCUGUAUCGGCGUUUGCCUUCCUUUGUUCUACCAGCCCGAGGCGGCAAGUCCUACGGACCCGGCGGAACCGCUACAGAAAUCGCAGUUCGCGAAUACCACCGCGGCCGCAGCAACCAGUUCGUCGUGAAGCGGUCAAGGCCUCGCUCCAGGCCAUCAGAGACAGAUUUUCCGCACGCGGCCGGCCAAGAAUACGAAGACGGGUUCAAUUCCUUUUUCGAGCCAAGCAUGGGCGAGGGCGACGGAGAAACAGUGACAACCUCGCGGUUUUGGUCCGCGUUCGUGAUCUGGAAUGCGGAUGAUGGGGCGGAAGAAGAUGGACAUGACGUACCGAGCACUGAAACUGCAAUCGCGCAAACGGAAGCAGCUGUAAAAACCAGUUUAUCGUCCUCAAACUCAACCGCCACACCGAGUUACAAAUGGGCCAAAGCGACUGUCCUCCAUGUCCGGGAGCUGCUGUCCUACGGUUGGCGUAGGAAUGAUCAGUUUUCCAUCGACUACUUAAACAUUCCCACGCGGGUUUUCAUCGUAUCCAGCAAUGCAAAUUUGCGCCAGCAUCUCCUAAUACUUCACCUGCUGGAAAGGCACGUAGGCUGUACGAUAGAGAAACUCUCAACUGCACUAGCAGUAUGUAAUUUCUCCGAAGAAUUGGAACUAGAUCGAAUAGCAGGUAAUGGCGCUUUCGCGUAA